AUGAACCAAAACGUUACAGAUGCUUCUGAAUUCUCUAAAACCUCUUUGCCACAACUGGGACAGUUGGACACUCUUUUGAGAUGCCAUAUUUGCAAGGAUUUUUUGAAGAUACCAGUAUUGACACCUUGCGGGCACACAUUUUGCUCCCUUUGUAUUCGUGAAUACCUCACGAAGGAACCGAAAUGCCCCUUAUGUCUGAAUGAACUUAGGGAAUCAAGCUUACGAAGUGAGUUUUUGGUAAAUGAAAUUGUAGAAAGUUACAAGUCAUCCAGAAAACAGCUCUUAGAAUCGCUGAAGGAAGCCACACUUACCGUUGACGCACCUCCAAUAGAUAUCACUUCUGAAAGCGAUGGGGAUGAUGAUAUCCAAAUAGUGGCAACAAAUAAGAAACGAAUACAGUUUCGGCAGGAUAUCGUUGAGCCCAAUAAAGUGAACAAACGAGUACCAAAAAACACUUCAACUUUCAAUAAUGUAAAGAAGUGUUCCAAAACGACUGAGAAUUUGGCACAGUGUCCCAUUUGCCAAGAAUUAUUUCCCCUAAAAGUUUUAGAAAGAACACACCUGGAUGAGUGUUUGACCCUACAAUCUUUGGGUAAAGCUCCCAAAAAAUCUGCUUCUCUUAAAGAUGCCUCAUCUUCAAAGAUAUCUGACAUACUAUCUAAAAAGCAGAAAACUACAUCACCUUAUGAAAAAGAAAAUUUUCAUGUUAAUAGAUAUAUGUUUUCAGCCAAUAGUGGUGAUCGUCAAAGACUUCCAAAGACAAACUUUACCUCGAUGAGUCUCAAUCAAAUCAAGCAUAAAUUAUCGUCAUUAGGCCUGCCGACUAACGGGUCUCGACAAAAUAUGAUGGUUCGAUAUAACCAUUAUGAGAUGCUUUGGAACAGUAACUUUUGUGAUGCUAUUGCGCCUGUUAGUGAGAGUGAAUUAAAAAGACAACUUGCGAGUUGGGAGGCAUCACAAAAGACUUCAAAUUUACCCUCAUCUAAUGGAAACACCAUCGCAUCUCUUAUGAAACGUUCGAACAAUGGUUCCUCAUAUCAGAGACUCUUGAUGGAUUUCAAAACCGACAAAUUUGAACGAAAACUAUGGAUUGACAUGUUUGGGAGGGAAUUCAAAAGCUUGAUCAAGGAAGCCAAACGAGGCAUGCUCAGUACAGCAAAGCAUGAAGAAAAAUCUAGUCAAGGAAAGGCACAAGAGACAGUGUAA
This is a messenger RNA of Zygotorulaspora mrakii, 1206 nucleotides long. RefSeq names its product E3 ubiquitin-protein ligase RAD18 (gene RAD18). The coding region runs from base 1 to 1206 and encodes 401 amino acids. Gene Ontology annotation, biological process: protein monoubiquitination; DNA damage tolerance. The record is from RefSeq and is a predicted model, not a curated record. The transcript has a single exon. Gene Ontology annotation, molecular function: single-stranded DNA binding; ubiquitin protein ligase activity. NCBI's taxonomy places the organism in Eukaryota, Fungi, Ascomycota, Saccharomycetes, Saccharomycetales, Saccharomycetaceae. Gene Ontology annotation, cellular component: nucleus; Rad6-Rad18 complex.